AUGACUGACAACGAAGUUCAGGUUGAGGAGCAGCAGCUCAAAAUGUCACCGUUAGGACCAGGUGCGCUUUUGGACCUGCUGAUGGACAUUUGCCGUGAGGAGUCGGACUACCUCGAGAACCAGCAAAGCUCCCCACGAGAGGUGAAUGAGCCACUGCUGUUGGGCAACGUUGCUCUGACGCCACCUUUUGGUGCACAGACACCCUGCAGGUGCCAGGAGGUCGGACUGCUGGAGAGGAGCCUCCAGUCCGUCCAGCUGGAGUUCAUGUUCCUCAAGAGCAAAGCAGAUGACUUACACAACUGCCUUGUCAGUGGGCAAGCCUAUCAAAAGAGAGAGACUUUUGCUGCUGCUGUGCUAAGCCUCCUGUUCACCUGCCAGCCUUACUUUAACUACCUGGAAUCCACAGCUAGGAGCACCGUGUCCCAACACACCCAUCAGCGUGGUGACAUUUGCCUGGCAAAGCUGUUGGACUUCUCUGAGCAGCUGUGUGACAGGUUGGAGCAGCUGGUUCUGACCUACGCCAGCUACAAUCUUCUCUCUUUGGAUGAGACAGAGCCUAAUGGCGUGUCUCACUUCUGCAUUGGCCAGACUCAGCUCGGCAAUCUGAGGCUGACUAUUUUCCGUUACUGUAAGCCGACGCCGUACCUGUCCGAGGUCGACACCGGACUGUAUAAGCGCAUGCGCUGGAACGUGGAGAGACUACGAGACGAGCACCAGAAAGACAAAGAGCAGGCGGGAGAGAGCGGCGAGGAAGAGGCAGAAAGAGUCGUUGAAACUGACUAUUACUUCCUGUGCUACGAGGACGUUCCUAAUGUACACGCAGACGCUGAGGCUGACGGGGACAAUCAGAGUGUCUCUAAUGGCAGCGUGGUGAGGAUGUGGUCCAUCGGCCAGUGGGUGCAGGUCUACCCAGAUCCUGACACAGAGGAUGUAUGUGACUGGAUCUUGUGUGAAAUCCCACAGGCCGACUAUCACCGGCUUUUGUUUCUGGGCAGCGAUGAGCCGUCGAGCAGCAACGCUACAGACUACCUGCAGCAGCUGCUGUUGCCCCACAUGACCACAGACUGAUGUGAGGCCCUGCAGAAGUUGAUCCGUUAAUGAAACUAGACCAUUUUUACUCACACAGCAUGUUGUAGAGACGCCUUUAGGCCAGUUAUGUGUCCAGCUGAUGUGAGAUUCUCAGGUUACACGUCUGGUUUCAAAUCCAGUUGCUUCAAACACUGUCAAGUUUUUUUAAAAACCUUGAUAACAGUGGGUUUUUUUUCUUUGUUUUUUUUGUAAUAUACUGUUCACAGUGUUAAAAGAUUUCUUGUCUCUAGUAGUUGGAUGAAGGUUAGGGUAAUGUUUACUGUUCAACGUAUUGCUUUCCUACGUUUUAAAAGAUUUUAUAGCGCUGAAUAUCUUAAGUUUUAAAUUUUUUAGUCAUUUUAAAACUUUGUAAGAGCGGAGUGUUGUAAAUAAGGCCAGACAUGUUAUUAAAAAAACAUUUUAUUUACAUGAAACAUUGCAUUGAAAUCAUUACACACAAUCACAGAUGUGUCUAUGAGAAAAUAAACAAGAAAAACAUUUUUAGAACAAGCUGCCAUGAUUUGGGCCUCCAAUGCCCGAUUUACUUCAACAGGUUCAUCAGGACAUUUACAUGAGCACACACAGGCCUCACUUCAUUUUCAAUAAAUUAAUAUUUCAAUGAGAUUUAAUGACUCGGAGCCUAAGUAACAAAUAAAAUUUGCUCACUCCGAGUUCAGCCUACUGUGUUCACUUUGACCUUGCAACCAUUCGGCUCAUCAGUUCUGUUGACUGGACAUGAAGAAAGGCAAUUUACUUCCAGAGAAUAAAAUCUACCAUUUACACCCAACAUCCUUCCAUCUCUAUUCAAUAAAAAAAAUCUAUAUAGAACUCUUAAGUGGCUACUAUGCUUCUAAAACUCUGAAGUACAAAAGUAAAGUGGAGCUUCCCUUCAUUACAGUGAUCAGUCUUUAGACAAUACACCCACAAAAACGUACAAAACACUUCACAGACAUGUUUGAGAAAGGACAUUUAGAAACGCUGUGAGCAUGAUGUGUCCUGGCUGACACACACAUAAACAUCUGGUUGCUACUUAGCUGCACAACAUAAGCUUUGAGAAUGAACAAGCUAGCAAAGGGGGAUUAUUAUUUCGUUUUUUUGCUCGAUCUGAUCAUGGGAAAGAGCAAAAAAUCUGUCAUAAGAUAAAAGCACUGGAUGCCAAAUCUGUCCAGUUUAAUACUUGGAUCACUGCUUUCAAUUCUCUUAUCAAACACAAUUCAGUCUUUAUGCUGUUCAACCCGGGAAGGCGAGGCAGCGAGCCAAGAACGGACAGAAAACAAGAAAUGGACUGAAGUGGACAGUGUCAGCGAUCUCAUGGGAAAAAUCAGCAUAAAAGAAUUCCCUCAUUUUCAAUCCAACGAAAUACGACCGCCUUCAACGGACAGCAGACUGACAUGGACGUACAGCACAGAUAGAAACAUUUACAACCAGCAGGACACGCACUCUUCAUACUGUAGCUCAUCACAGUUUCAACAAUAACACGGUCAGUGUCCAGAAUAACCUGAUAUCUAAGCCCCCUCCCAGCAUUUCCCCCCUUAUAAAACUUCUUCUUCCUCCACCAUAAAGUGGCCCCUGACUUUCACAGCAGUGUCGGUUCAAACCCAGAGUUGGAUGUAAAAUUAAAAUCUGACUGGUGUAGGAAGAUCAGUGAUGUCGACUUUAAAACCAGAUUUCUGCAGUAACCUUCAGUGGUACUUCAUUUAAAUUCUAACCCACUUCAUCUACUAUAAACACAACUACAGCCUCAUUAGUACCUGACUCCAGUGUUUCAAAGGGAAAUGCAGAUUCCACGUCGUACUGACCUUUGGUUAAGAGCUGCGGAAUCAACACAGCUCAGACUGAGAUCAUUUCCUUCAUUUCUAAUCUACUAAUUUCUUUGACAUCAGUUUGCAAAUAAAUUACAUCAGGAAAAGGACGACAACAGGGCCUGCUAGGGCCUCUGCAAUCGGCUCAUUUGAAUUAAUACAAAUUACAACACUUGAGGAAUUUAAGUGCAAUCUCCUAGACAGCUAGGAACCAGUGAGCUCUAGUGAUCACUGAUCAAUAGCAAGACAUCUCCAGUGUAUUCUCACUUUAUGAGUAAGGUGAUGAGGAUGCAUGUAAACAUGUACGAACAGGUAUGGCUUCAAUUAAAAGGGGCGCAGGUGAGCAACGCGGUCGAUUUAACCUUCUUCAAUUGAUAGGGGCCAUUUGGCACCGUCGGUUUGUGUAACCACACAUGGCACAGAGAUGCAGCAAACGUGUCCAGUUCCAUCCCGUUAGUGAGGAGCAGGGAUGCAUCAUGGGAGUCCGUCAGUGAUAGCACGGUUUCAGGUGUGAGGGAUUAGAAGUCUGUGAAGUUUGUGCUUGCAAUGGUGUGUGUGUGAGGUGCUGAGUUUCAGAGUGUGGCAUCAUGUUGUGUUUGUAUUCUCUACUUUGUGUGGAAGAGAUGAGACCCAAGUUCUUCACUGGCAGACUUUCUGCACCUGAACAGACUCUCAGGCAGUGUCACAGCGAGGACACGGAGGACAGCGAGGUCCUGCAUUCAUUAAAUAUUCAGAUUUUAUGUGCAGAUUUCUGUAUGCUGACAAAAAUGAAUACAGAACCAGGGCGGGGUAUGACGAGCAUCACCUCCGCCUUCAUUUGGGGAAUAUUAACACAUUUGUUCACAUUUAACAAUCUUUAUUAAGCUACUCAAUGCAUCAUUAAAUUACUAAAAUAACUGAUAUGACCAGAAAUGUAACACGAGACACUUUGGUGCAUCGUAAUCAUUUUUCAGUUUGUCAUGUUUACAAAUCUGCCAUUUUAAAAACUCCUCUGUGCGUAGAGAAGCAACAUUUAGCCUCAUACUAGUGAAUCUAUGAAGGUUAGCACUGCCUGAGAGUCCAAAUCCAGGGCAAGAAAGCCCCUUAUCUCGUUUUUGUGUCAAUAAACAGCAUGCUUGCGGAAUCAGCCAACAAGUCAUACGUAGCACCAUCAAGCAUUAGUAUCUGUGUUGUAUGUGCUUGUUUUCACAGUGCAGUUAUAAAACCCCUCAAAUGUAUCUAUAGCUGUGAUUCCCAACUGCUACUCUGAAGAGAAAAAAAAAAAAACCUAAACUAAACUUGGUCACAGGUUGCAUUUAUCUCCAGGCUGGUUCAACCAGAGUUGCUAUAUCUUGUUGGAUUUCUGCAUUUAGAUACUUUGUAAAGCCCUUAUAGGUAGAUUUAUUCAGUAGUCUUAAAGAAAAAACAAACAAGAAUUAAAGAAAAGACUAAAAUAAUAACAGUGCACAGGAGAAAAAAAA
This is a messenger RNA of Stegastes partitus (bicolor damselfish), 4330 nucleotides long. RefSeq names its product chromosome unknown C19orf67 homolog (gene cunh19orf67). The record is from RefSeq and is a predicted model, not a curated record. The coding region runs from base 1 to 1068 and encodes 355 amino acids. NCBI's taxonomy places the organism in Eukaryota, Metazoa, Chordata, Actinopteri, Pomacentridae. The transcript is spliced from 7 exons.